GAAAUUCGGGUGGAGGGGGAAAAAAGGACGGAACCCUAGCGGCCGCGAUGGGGCGCGGCGGCGGCGGCGGCCUGCAGUCGAAGAAGGAGGAGGAGGAGGAGCUGCGGGGGGCGAAACGGGCGUUCAAGGAGGCGCAAGCGGAGGGGUGCCGGGAGGAGGAGGCGCGCUGGGCCAACGUCAUCGGCGACAUCCACAAGCGCCGCGGCGAGUACGUCGAGGCGCUCCGCUGGCUGCGGAUCGACUACGACGUCUCCGUAAAGCACCUCCCCCAGCGGCACCUCCUCCCAUCCUGCCAGUCGCUUGGCGAGGUCUACCUCCGCCUCGGCCGCUUCUCCGAGGCACUCACCUACCAGAAGAAGCACCUACAGCUUGCAAAGGAGUCUGAUGACCUUGUUGAGCAGCAGCGAGCUAGCACACAGCUUGGGAGAACAUACCAUGAAAUGCUUUUAAGAUCUGAAAACGACCAUAGUGCUAUAAGGAAUGCCAAGAAGUAUUUUAAAUCAUCAAUGAAGCUGGCAAGGAUUCUAAAGGAGAAAUCUCCUUCUCAAAAGUCAGAUUUUCUGAAGGAGCUUAUUGAUGCAUACAAUAAUAUGGGCAUGCUCGAGCUGGAACUUGAUAAUUUUGAACAAGCUGAGAAACUACUUAUCCAGGGUCUGAAGAUAUGUGAUGACGAAGAGGUAGAUUCGUAUGAUGAUGCUCGAACCAGGCUCCAUCAUAAUCUAGGUAAUGUUUAUACUGAAUUACGGAAAUGGAAUAAAGCCGAGGGGCACAUUGAGAAGGACAUAGCGAUAUGUAGGAAUAUACGCCAUCCUCAAGGUGAGGCAAAAGGAUUCAUAAAUCUGGGGGAGGUUCAUUCUCGGGUUCAAAAGUACGAAGAGGCAAAACUUUGUUACAAAAAAGCUCUUACAAUAGCAGCAUGCUUGGAAGAUGAGGAUGCCUUAAUAGAACAAAUUAACCAGAAUAUCGAAACUGUUACAAAAGCAGCUGAAGUACUUGCCGAGUUGAAGAAAGACGAACAGAAGCUGAAGAAACUUGUCAGAGAUACCUCUAAUGCUCGUGGAACAUCUAAAGAGAGAAAACUCCUCCUUGAGCAGCAUGCGUGGUUGGAUAAUCUUAUUGAGAAGGCAAGGAUGAUAUGUGCAUGGGAAAAACACAGGGAAUUCUCGAAAGGGAAGAAAAGGGUAGCAACUGAACUUCAUGAUAAGGAAAAGCUGAGUGACUCUCUUCUAUCGAUAGGAGAGUCGUACCAAAAGCUUAGAAUCUUCAGCAAAGCACGUAAGUGGUACAUGAAAAGUUGGAACACAUAUCGGGCAAUUGGGAACUUGGAGGGGCAAGCAUUAGCUAAAGUGAAUAUUGGCAAUGUUCUUGAUUCUUGUGGUGAUUGGGCUGGUGCAUUGCAAGCUUAUGAAGAAGGCUACAGGAUUGCUGUGGAAGGAGACCUACCUAAUGUGCAACUUUCUGCCCUUGAGAACAUGCAUUACAGUCACAUGGUCAGAUUUGAUAAUAUUGAAGAAGCAAAGAAAAUGCAGGAAAAAAUAGACAACCUGAAGCAACUAUUGAAUCAACAUGAAGCAAGGGAUACUGUUAGUGACUAUUGCUCAGAAACUGACACUGAAGGUGGUUGUAUAUCUGAUAAUAUGCUUGAUCCUGAGGAUGACAACUGGCAGCUUGGGAAUAAGUAUUCUGAGGAAUCUGAUGAUGAUGUUACUCUUGCUUCACUCGUUCAUAAGAGUAGGAGCUCAUCUAAGAUAAAGGCACGCAAGAUGCAUAGUUCUUCUAAAAAGGUUGUUGAACCAUGUGAUGUGGCUGAAGACACAAGGACAGUUUUAAGUAGAUCAUGUACUAAUCACUCCGUUGGUAGAAAACGUGUACGAGUGGUCUUAUCAGAUGAUGAAUCCGAAGAGAGUCCUGAAAUUGUUCAAUUAAAAAAUACAUCAACUAGUCCGGCAAAUAGUAUGUCUGUCUCAGAUCAAGGAGCGAAAAGCAACAGAAAUCAGGAUGCUUUAGAACCUAAUGAUACAAGGGAUGCACCCUGCACUGCUGAGGAGAGUAUCUGUUCAUUCAAAUCAAGUAGUCCUAUUGGUCAUGCUUUUGAAGGGAUAGAAUUAGGUGCUUCCAGUGUAAGAAAGGGAUCAGCAUCCAAAUCAGCAGCAAGUGGUUCCAAGUUUCGUCUUCCUGGUUCAAACAGUCGGCAUGAAAGCCAAAAUGCUGUUGGUUUUCAAUUCACAGAUGCUGAUCAUCACUUUUGGGCCUUCAGAAUUGGUGAACAUCUGGUUUACUUGGAUGGACGUGCUUAUGUACAUGAAGGUGCUUUUAGCAUUGAAUCUCUCAAAGUUGAAUUGGCAUGUGUGUAUUAUCUUCAGAUUUCUGAUGAGAAAAGGGUCAAAGGUUUAUUGCCUGUCAUUGGGGAACUCAAGUAUUGUGGAAAGGUAUUGGAUGAUACAGCACCAAUAUACUAUGAUGAUCAGCUUGGUUCUGAGCAGAAGUGUGUUGAUGUUAUUAUUGAUGAUUGGGUGCCAAAGCGGUUGAUGAAAUUGUAUGUUGAUUGCUGCACAAAGUUAUCAGAAGCACCCAAUAAGAAGUUGCUGACAAAACUAUAUAAUCUUGAGGUCUCCGAAGAUGAAGUCAUUGUUUCUGAUUGCGGACUGCAGGAUCUGUCAAUUAUGCCCUUUCUUGAUGCCCUAAUAUCACAUAAAACAAUAGCAGUAUUGGAUCUUUCUCAUAACAUACUAGGAAACCAAACAAUCGAAAGGCUUCAGCAUAUAUUUGCUUCAUCGAGUCAGACAUAUGGUGGCUUGACUCUGGAUUUGCAUUGUAAUCGAUUUGGUCCCACUGCUUUAUUUCAGAUAUGCGAGUGUGCUGUUAUGACUGAUCGAUUGGAAGUACUUAAUCUAUCUGGGAAUCGCCUGACUGAUGCAUGCAGUUCUUACCUUUUCACAAUUCUGCAAAAGUGCAAAGCUCUUUAUAGCUUGAAUGUUGAGCAGUGUUCUAUCACAUCACGAACUGUUCAGAAGAUGGCAGAUGCACUGCAUGAAGGGUUGGUCCUUUCACAUCUUUCAUUAGGAAAGAACAAUCCGAUAUCUGGCAAUGCAAUGCUCAACCUUCUAUCCAAACUUGCCUCUCUGACAAGGUUUUCAGAACUAAGCCUGACUGGUAUAAAACUGAAUAAGUUAACGGUUGAUAAGCUGUGCCUGCUUGCACAAUCCUCGUGCUUAUCCGGACUUCUGCUAGGUGGAACUUCCAUUGGACCGGUUGGGACAAUUAGCCUUACUAACGCAUUAUCUUGUACAUCUCAUGAUUUGCUGAGGUUGGAGUUGUCUAACUGUGGCCUUACAGCACCUGAUUUUGCACAAAUCUGUACAAAUCUCUCUCGUAUCAAUAUUCUUGACUUAAACCUUGGAGGAAAUUCAAUUAACCUGGAGGGAUGCGAUGCUAUUCAGGCAAUGCUUGUGAAUCCCCCAUGCAGCAUUAGAUCUCUCACACUGGACAGAUGCAACCUUGGACUUGCUGGAAUUGUUUGUAUUAUUCAGGCACUAUCAGGAAAUGACCAACUGGAGGAACUGCGCUUGGCUGAGAACACAAACUCGGCACUAAAGAGAAUAAUUCAGUACGGAGACAUGCAGGAAGUAUCAACAACCAAUGAGCAAAAACAAUGUAACAACCCUGAAACAAGCAAUGCUAUAGCCCGAGGGAACCUCGAUCUUGAGAACAUGCAGGUUGCAGACAGUGAAGAUGAAGCAGAAAAUGAGAACCACUGUGCGCUAUCUGGUCCACAUAGGAGCUGCGCAAGUUCAUCACAGAAAAACUCUUACUCUUCUUGUCAAAUUAUCCAAGAACUGGCGGAGGCCCUUAUCUCAGCGAAGCAACUGAAGGUGCUUGAUCUCAGUCGGAAUGGUUUGUCGGACGAGGCCAUACAGUCACUGCAUUCUGCUUGGGCUUCUGUUCCAAGAGGCGAUGGAAUGGCUCAAAAACAUGUAAAUAAGGAUGUGGUUCAUUUUUCAGUGGAUGGCAUGAGGUGCUGCGGCAUGAAACCCUGUUGCAGAAGAGACUUGCACAUGUGAACCUGGACGGCCUACCGUCUUAUGGUUGCUCUUUGUAAAUAUACCAAACUAAUGUAACUGCGAUUUGUCAUCAGAGGUGAGCAGAUACUCGAGAGAAAAUUUGGGCUUAAACGAGUGUAAUUAUGCUGACUCACGGGAAUGUAUAUGGUACAUCAUUUUAGUUUCUCUUCUGUUUAUAAUUGCAAUUGUUAGCCUGACUUUCCACGCUA
Molecule: messenger RNA, 4270 nt
Organism: Panicum hallii
Lineage: Eukaryota; Viridiplantae; Streptophyta; Magnoliopsida; Poales; Poaceae
Product: protein TONSOKU
Exons: 20
Coding region: 48-4061 (1337 amino acids)
Biological process (GO): epigenetic regulation of gene expression; response to DNA damage checkpoint signaling; meristem structural organization
Cellular component (GO): nucleus
Molecular function (GO): protein binding
Source: RefSeq, a predicted model, not a curated record